AUGGCGGCAGCGGCAGCCGUGACCGGCGAAUACCCACCGCCCGGGGCCGGAGCGGGGCCGCCCGAAUUCCUGCCAGGCCCACCGGGCCAGGGUCCGCCCGUACCCUCGGCCGGCAGUCCCGGCGAGUUUCUAGCGCCUACAGGUUCAAUAGAUGGCGACGCGGAGACGCGGGACAGCCAGACGGACAACAAGAGCCCCGACGGUGGUGCUGGCGGUGGUAGCGGGGACGGCGGGGCUGGCUCGAAGCGCCGGGGUCCCAGGACGACGAUCAAAGCCAAGCAGCUCGAGAUACUCAAGACCGCCUUCUCGCAGACGCCCAAGCCGACGAGGCACAUACGCGAACAGCUGGCCAAGGAAACGGGACUGCCCAUGCGUGUCAUCCAGGUAUGGUUUCAGAACAAGCGCAGCAAAGAGCGCCGGCUGAAGCAAUUGACGUCGAUGGGCAGGAGUCCAUUUUUCGGUGGUUCGCGCAAGAUGCGCGGCUUCCCGCUCAACCCGAACCACGGGCUCUUGGGCGGUGAGGACGGACCGCCGCCGGGCUUCUCCUUCUUCGCUGACAAAUUCGCCGACUACGGCUACGGGGCGCCAGUGGCCUUCCAUCACGAGUUCUUCGGCGCCCAUCCGCCCCCGCACCCGCACGGGCCACCCUUCGGCGGGCCUGGUAAUCCUGAACUGCACGCUUACAUGUUGACGACAGGCCUGGAUCCAGCGAGUAUAGCCGGCAUGGCGGCAGCGGCAGCCGUGACCGGCGAAUACCCACCGCCCGGGGCCGGAGCGGGGCCGCCCGAAUUCCUGCCAGGCCCACCGGGCCAGGGUCCGCCCGUACCCUCGGCCGGCAGUCCCGGCGAGUUUCUAGCGCCUACAGGUGCGGGUGGACAGGGUAACCCAAACAACGGCAACAACGCAGGGGGCCCUGGUGGCCCUGGUUUUCCAGAGCCCCAUCAGAUGCAGCAAAAUGAAGGCCUCGUCUGGUAGACGAAAACACCAGCAGCCACAAGCCACGGCUCAAUAUUACUAUAUGAACGUCUCUUUUCGUUCUAGAGAUGUACACGUGCGUAAUUCUCUAUCCCUGAAAACGAUGGAGAAUAUAUUAUAAAUCCGUUUUUUUCAAGUCACGGGUCAUGCCCCUUGUUGGGCUUUUUACAGGGCAACGAUACGGGGUGGAGAUACGGAGCGAGAGAAAAAGGCUGUCAUAUACGACGAUGAAACGACAGCAUCGCCGCUGACUUUUUCUUUUCAUUCAUCAUUUCAUCGUCGUCGAGUGUAUGAUAGGCCGAAAGCAUUGCAAUCGCCAAUUAUUUUAUUAUUACUGUGCGUCAAAUUCUCGAAGCUUUUGAAUAUUAUUAUUUUUCUUUUUUUAUUAUUGGUAUUU
Molecule: messenger RNA, 1372 nt
Organism: Copidosoma floridanum
Lineage: Eukaryota; Metazoa; Arthropoda; Insecta; Hymenoptera; Encyrtidae
Gene: Lim1
Product: LIM homeobox 1
Biological process (GO): regulation of transcription by RNA polymerase II; neuron differentiation
Cellular component (GO): nucleus
Molecular function (GO): DNA-binding transcription factor activity, RNA polymerase II-specific; RNA polymerase II transcription regulatory region sequence-specific DNA binding; zinc ion binding
Source: RefSeq, a predicted model, not a curated record